This is a messenger RNA of Blastomyces gilchristii SLH14081, 396 nucleotides long. RefSeq lists its product as uncharacterized. Gene Ontology annotation, molecular function: oxidoreductase activity. The transcript has a single exon. NCBI's taxonomy places the organism in Eukaryota, Fungi, Ascomycota, Eurotiomycetes, Onygenales, Ajellomycetaceae. The record is from RefSeq and is a predicted model, not a curated record. Bases 1 to 396 code for a protein of 131 amino acids.
AUGACUCCCGCCAACUUCACUGCAGUUGUAUUCGUCACGCGGAAAUCGGGCAUUUCUCCAGCUGAAUUUCAAGACCACUGGGACAACAAGCAUGUUCCUUUACUAAAACGCCUUACCGGAUCGCGAUUCCCCUUGUCUCAUACUCGGUAUUACCUGAAGCGAGAUGCCACCCCUCCUCACUACCCAGUCACGGCCCUGGUGGGCGACUCGGCCGCCUUCACCUACGAUGGGUUUGCGAUUCUAACCUUCAAGAGUGAGGCAGCCUUUCAAGAAUAUCUACCGAUUGCGAGUCAUCCCGAGGUGAUGGAGGAUGAGAAACAAUUUGUACACCUGGCCGAGCUGAAGGCUGUCGCUCUGGCUGAUAUUCAGACAACUGUAUCUGAGCACAGUUCUUGA